AUGGAGAACGGCAAAUUGGCGGGCACCGAAUCAUUGGAAUCAAUUGAAAGUGGUAGUACCAGUUCAGCGUUAUCUACGCGGACAGCGUCUAAUGUUGUUGGAAAUGAGCCGGUACGUACCCUGUUUGUUUCCGGCUUGCCGAUGGAUGCGAAACAACGUGAGCUUUACCUCCUUUUCCGAUCCUGCCGGGGCUACGAGAAUUCAUUGCUCCGAAUAACUCAAUCUAAAGAUGGUGGCAUUGCGUCACCUGUUGGUUUUGUUACCUUUUCUAGCGUAGAGGAUGCCGAUAUCGCCAUGAAAGCCUUACAGAGCGUACUUUUUGAUCCCACCACUGGCCACAAGAUUCGUCUCGAAAAAGCCAAAAGUAACACGAAGGUAUCAAAACCUAAGCAGAUCUCUCCACCAUUAGCAGUUCUUCCACCGCCAACCUCUGUUACCGCGGCAGCUUUUUCUCCGGGUGUACUGCAAGCUGCAGCUGCAGCCGUCGCAGCAUCAGCAGCACCUUCACCACAAUCAAUUUUUGCACCACCACCGUCAAUACCUGCUCCUACAUCUCACCGACAAGAUUUUAUCAAUGCGGCAUGUAUCAAUGAUCCACAACUUGCUCAUAUUCUUAACGAAAAUCAUUUCCUCCUGAAUUCAGUACCACAAUUUGCUGUGGCAGCCGCCGCAGCAGCAGCAGCAGCAUCUCAACCACCAUUUCUGUUACCCCCCGCUGCAGCCGCAAUUGCUGCUGGUUUGCCAUUACCUCCCGUUGGAGCUGCCAAUGUUUCACCAACACAUUUUUUGCAACCACACGCCGCAGUUGCUGCUCAAUUAACAGCUGCUACGCAUCAUGUUACCGCUGCACAGUUGAAUGCUGCAGCUGUAACAUCAGCAAAUGCAGUUGCAAAGGCUACAGCAGCAGUAUCACCAGCAUGCUCCACAUUAUUUGUAGCCAAUUUGGGAGAUGGAAUCACGGAAGAUGAAUUGAAAGCUGUUUUCUGUGCUUAUCCCGGAUUUACACGAUUACGGCUGCAUACCAGAAAUGACACAACUGUGGCUUUCGUUGAAUUUCGAGAUGUGCGACAGGCCACGUUAGUGAUGAAUGCUCUACAGGGUUGUCGUAUUUCAAGCUCGCAUCGUGGUGGUAUUCGAAUUGAAUAUGCACGAAAUCGAAUGGGAGACGUCACCGGUCAGUGGUAA
Molecule: messenger RNA, 1185 nt
Organism: Cercopithifilaria johnstoni
Lineage: Eukaryota; Metazoa; Nematoda; Chromadorea; Rhabditida; Onchocercidae
Source: the annotation of a GenBank genome assembly